Molecule: messenger RNA, 1617 nt
Organism: Capronia epimyces CBS 606.96
Lineage: Eukaryota; Fungi; Ascomycota; Eurotiomycetes; Chaetothyriales; Herpotrichiellaceae
Exons: 3
Coding region: 1-1617 (538 amino acids)
Source: RefSeq, a predicted model, not a curated record
AUGAAGUUGUCCUUCUCUAAACUCCUCGUCGUCGCCCUCGCUUCGACUGAGGCCGUGGCUGCCAGCACUUGGUUCAGUAAGGCCGUGUACAACAAAUGGCACGAGACCGAGCUCGAGCGUUGGCUUUCUGACCAUGAUGUUCCCUAUCCCAGUCCCGCCGAUAGGAAGGACCUGGAGAAUCUUGUCAAAGACAACUGGCAAGCCAAGGUGGCUGAUCCGGUCUCUUCAGCAGGGGACAAGGCCACUGAUCACUAUGGUACCGUUAAAGAUUGGAUCUUCGACAGCUGGACCGACUCCUCAUUGAAAGCCUUCCUCGAUUACCACAAGAUUCCUGCUCCCCAACCACGUACCAGAGACAGUCUUUUGACCACUGUCCGUCAGAAUUACGACACCGCGGCAAAGAAGCUGGGUGAAUAUGCCUCCUACCCGGGCGAUUGGUUGUACCAGUCAUGGUCUGAGUCCGAUCUCAAGGAAUGGCUUGACGAACGUGGCAUCCCAGUUCCUCAACCUUCAACUCGUGACAAGCUCAUCGCGAAGGUCCGUCGCCAUGCCCGGCAGGCGUCUUCCAGCGCCUCAAAUCUUGCAUCUGCAGCCAGCGCAUCCUACUCAAGUGGAAUCUCCCACGCUACCAAAUCUGCAGCAAGCGCUCAAGCUAGUCUAACCGACGCUCUCUUCGAUGCUUGGUCCGACAGCCAAUUGAAAGACUUCCUAGACUCCCACGGAGUUCCUGUCCCUCAAGGCAGCAAGAAGAAUGAGCUCAUCGCUUUGGCACGCAAGCACCGUGCACAGGCUGAGAAAUCGGCGUCGUCCCUCUCUGGAUCGGCGGCUUCUGCAUAUGGUGCUGCUACAUCGUCGGCCGGUAAUCAAUUCGCGAAAGCCACCGACGAUGUUUCUCUCAAGGCCGAAGACGCGUUUCAUAAGGCCAUCGAUUCCUGGUCCGACUCGCGCCUAAAGGCCUACCUGGAUUCGCGAGGCGUUCCGGUUCCUCAGGGCAGCAAGCGUGAUGAGCUCUUGAAGCAAGUUCGCCUGAACAAGCACAAGGCCGCCACCGGAUGGUCUGCGUGGACUUUUGACACUUGGACUCUUGAGAACCUCAAGAACUAUGUGGCAGCCAACGGCAAGAAGGCAAAGAAGAAUGCGAAUGCCAGCCGUCAAGAGCUGCUCAAGCAGGCCCAAGACUCUUACGCUUCAGCAUCUAAGGCUGGUGGCUCCAACUACGCCUCUAUCACCAAUUACCUUGCCAAGCAAACUGAUGCUGCGAAGGAUACGGCUUUUGACACCUGGUCUGAUAGCGACUUGAAGGAUUAUCUCGACAGCUACGGUGUUCCUAACUACCAAGGCUCCACUACCAAUGAACUCCGAGCUGAGGCCAAGAAGCAAGCCAACUAUUUCAGAUACGGUUCCUCGUCGCCCUCAGAGACUAUCUACGAACGAAUUAAGAGUGGUCUGCAAUGGAUUCUUGGACAGGCUCAGGGCUCAGCUUCUUCAGCAUCUGCAACUGUCUCUGCUUCUGGAAGCUCAGCCGCCAGUGCUGCUUCCAAGACUGCUUCCAAGAGCGCCUCGUCUGCUUCCAAGGUGGCAUCCAAGAGCGCCUCCAGUGCGAAGGCGGAACUGUAA